AUGAAGGAAAAAAUUAAAAGAAAAGAGGCGAAAUAAAAUAAAAUAGUCAAUCAAGAAGAUCGACUUGUCUUUUCUCUCCUGACCCUGUUCUCUACGCAAUUUCACGGUCGACGGUGUAGGGAGAGGAGAGAGAAAAGCGAUCAGAGCACGAUUCUGAUACUAUCUUUCAUCUUUCACUUCACUGCACGGUCUGGGAUAAUCACCAUGAAUGAGAAGGCGAACGUUUCCAAAGAGCUUAAUGCCAAGCACAAAAAGAACUUUGGGUGGGGGAUUCACUGAAGUAUUGAAACGAAAAGAUUAACAAUUACCUGAGAGGAGCAGGCUAAGGAAGCGAAAAAUUUUGGAAGGUCUUCUUAAAUUGCCAGAAAACAGGGAAUGUGCGGAUUGCAAGAGCAAAGGUCCUCGAUGGGCUAGUGUGAACUUAGGCAUAUUUAUAUGCAUGCCAUGCUCUGGGAUCCAUAGAAGUCUUGGAGUACACAUAUCAAAGGUGAGAUCUGCUACACUGGACACAUGGCUUCCUGAACAGGUUGCAUUCAUUCAAUCAAUGGGAAAUGAGAAGUCAAACAGUUACUGGGAGGCAGAACUUCCCCCGAAUUAUGAUAGAGUUGGGAUUGAGAAUUUCAUUCGUGCUAAGUAUGAGGAGAAGAGAUGGAUUCCGAAGGAUGGGAAAUCCAUGUCACCAGUGAGGGGACAAGAAGAAAAAGCUUCUAGUCGGUGGCAAAGACCAACUGAUGGUAACGGGUAUAUUAGCAAUUCUGGAAAUUCUUCUCAUGAGAACUUUCAAGCACCUAGUGCAAAGGAAAAUAUUCCUGCUGCAAGAGUUACUCCCCCCAUGCCUCCUAAAGGACCAGAACCUAUUGCUCCUGCUCCUGUUCCUCAACAAGUGAUUCAGAAACCAGAGCAGUCUACUCCUGCUGAACCUUCAAAGCAGGUCACUGAUGCUGUCAUCUCUCCUAAAGUUGAUUAUGCUACCGAUCUCUUCAAUAUGCUUUCUAUGGAUGGUGGUAGUGAAAAUGCCUUGGGAGAAGCUUCUGCAGAUGAUAUUUCAUGGGCAGGAUUCCAGUCUGCCAGCACAUCAUUAACAGCUGAAAAAACUGCUCCAGAGAAACCUGAUGAUAAUAAGACUGAGUCUGUUUCUGCUUCCGCUUCUGGAAUUGAGGAUUUAUUUAAAGAUUCACCUUCAAUUGCUCCUGCUUCCAUAUCAGAGAAGCCUCAAAAAGAUGUUAAAAAUGAUAUUAUGAGUCUGUUUGAGAAGUCUAAUAUGGUAUCACCGUUUGCUUUACACCAACAACAAAUUGCCAUGCUGGCACAACAGCAGUCUAUUCUAAUGGCUGCUGCAGCUAAUUCUUCUGGUGGAAUGCCAAAACUUCAUCGUAAUACACAAGUGCCCAAUGGUGCUAACUUGUCCAAUCAAAGUUGGCCAAAUGUUGAGUACCAGUUCCCUGGAAUGAUGAUGCCAGCUGCUGGAAAGAGCGAGCUAGAGAAAUAUAUGCAGAUGGGGAACAUGGCAGCAACUCAUCCAGUAGGGAACUCUUUCCCUGUCCCGGUUUCCAGCAUGCAUGCCCCGGGACCCAACACUUCUAGCAACGGUAGUACUUCUGGUGUGAGCAAACUGGCAUCAUCAUUUUCAUCCGCUUCUCCACAGACAGGAAAAGACUACGAUUUUUCCUCUUUGACGCAAGGGUGGUUCUCAAAGCACUAAGAAGCCUAAGAUUUUGGUUCAGUCUCAACUCACCACGCUAGAAAUUCACCGAAAAUGUAGCUAUUGGAGUAUUUUCUCCAAAAUUACUGUUCAUAACUACACUUGGAGGAGCAGUUUCAGCUUUUCUUUUGUCUUGGGGGUGGCUUCAUUUGUAGUUUUGCAUAAUAAAUCUGUUUAGAUUGAACUAUUCUUUCUUCUGGUCUGUCUACUCUUGUUCAUGUGGUUGAAUUCAGAUCAUAAGAAAAGAAAGCUUAUUUACA
Molecule: messenger RNA, 1962 nt
Organism: Olea europaea var. sylvestris
Lineage: Eukaryota; Viridiplantae; Streptophyta; Magnoliopsida; Lamiales; Oleaceae
Product: probable ADP-ribosylation factor GTPase-activating protein AGD5
Exons: 12
Coding region: 440-1702 (420 amino acids)
Molecular function (GO): GTPase activator activity
Source: RefSeq, a predicted model, not a curated record